This is a messenger RNA of Limulus polyphemus (Atlantic horseshoe crab), 5558 nucleotides long. Its product is annotated as putative helicase mov-10-B.1. The record is from RefSeq and is a predicted model, not a curated record. The transcript has 18 exons. Bases 205 to 3333 code for a protein of 1042 amino acids. Gene Ontology annotation, molecular function: ATP hydrolysis activity; 5'-3' RNA helicase activity; RNA binding. NCBI's taxonomy places the organism in Eukaryota, Metazoa, Arthropoda, Merostomata, Xiphosura, Limulidae.
UAUAUUGGUUUUGGUUUUGCAUUUUCAUCAUGUAAAGUACAAGAUACACUCAGUGAUAAGUGAUUGAAGGAUUAAGUAUUCAUAGUAAUCUGUAUGAUUGAGAUAAGCACGAAGAGCAGUGGAUUGUGGAAGACAAACAUCUAUGUGUUUUGUUUGGCUUAACUGGUAAGAUUUGUUUUCGGAAUUGAUAAAUCAACUUUCAUCAUGACAUCAAAUCAGAUUGAGUGUCUGAGUACCCAUUUUCUAGGGUUUCUUCAGGAUUGCCUAAAAACCAGAAAGAUUUCCAAACAAGUUAUGGAGCAUUGUUAUUCAUCUUUCCAACAUACCAAAUACUCUGAUCCUGCUUUUUCUUUUUGUGAUAUUUUUCAUCAUAUGUCUCAGCUUAAGUUAAUUAAAGAAGGAAAGAAUAAGGUGAUUACCAUCACUGAGAAACAAAAUACAUCAACACAGAUAAAAGAAAACAAAGGUGAAACAUCACAUGUAGAUGACAGAGAAAAGACCAAAACACACAGAAAGCAAUCAAAAAGUACAUCUCAGUGCAAAAGUGAAGACAAUAGAGCAUCUUAUUCAAGAGAUUCUUCUCAAAUAUUGAAUAAAACUGUCAAAAGAAAGACCUCUUUGCAAAUAUCCCACUCAGAGAAUAAAAUAUUCUGCCUUUUGUGUCGAGUGGCAUUUCCUAGUCAAACAGAGUUUGACAAACAUAAAACAAGCAGACUACAUCAUUUGGAAUUUAUCAAAUAUUGUCUUAAAACAAACCAACAAAAGCUAAAAGAAGACAAAAAUGGGGUAUCAAUAAUUAGUAAGCAAAUGAAGAAGGGAUCAUCUCAAGUGAUCAUGCAAGGAGAGGCUAAUGUCUCUGUGUCAGUCACCAUUCAAAUCAACUACAGUGCUCAUACACCACAUCAGUCCAUUCUGUUUGCUUCAUGUGAGCUGCUGCAUCGAAUGCCAUGUAUUGUUCUGUAUGAUUCUAAGAAUGUUGUUGAAGGCCAGUAUGCUCUUAGAAUGUUUAGUGGUCAAAGCUAUGAGAUAAAGGUGACUGCAUUGUCUUAUUCAGUAGGGCAGUAUGUAGUCCCAGUGACAUUCCAGUUUGUGAUAGAGGAAAGUUCUUUUCAAUUCCAUAUCACUCGAUGGAUUGUAUAUAAUUGUACAAAUGAAAUAGUUACUUCCCUUGAGCCUAGUAUACCCUUCAAAAAUAAACCAAAUUCUUCUUGUGCAAUACCACCAGCCAAGUAUCUAAUCAAAGGAAUGAAACUACAAAGGAAGGCUGACAUGAACAACUUGAAAAUUACACAAAAACUAGAAAAGUGUGAAAUUCCUGAAAAAUUUAAGGAUGUUGUAAUUCAUGAUAUAAAAGAAUGGAGUGAAAUGACUUCAGAGCAUCAGGCUUUGUUACAGGGUUUGAGAGUUCUAAAAGAAGACCUAGAAUCUUCAAACUACUGGAAGAAAUUUGAAGCUAUGCUUUUCCUGGAAGAACUUCAGAUGAAAACAGAUAUUCGAUGUUAUGACAUGAAGAAUGUCACUAUGAAUAAAGAUACAAGGAACAUUGGACUGCUAAUGUUAGAGGUCCCAGGACUCGCAGAAAAUCGUCCUUCAUUGUUGAGAGGUGAUUCUGUAUAUGUGAGGAAACGUUAUGGAGAUUAUGUAGAGACUGUGGAAUAUGAAGGAAGUGUUCAUAAAGUUCAGGAAACUAAAGUUUUACUAGGUUUUAGUGAAAGGCUUUUGAGAGAUUUUGUAACUGGAAUGAAGUUUGAUGUUUGCUUUUCCUAUAAUGAUCUACCACUGAAGUUAAUGCAUCAAGCUAUUUAUUUAGCCUCAAAUUAUGAGAUGUGGCCAGUUCUCUUCCCAUGUCAAUCAUCAGAUGUCACUUGUAAACCCUUGGUUGAUAUAUCAACGUCACUUAUACUGUACAACAAGAAUAUUGAGAAGAAUCGUGAGCAGUUUUUAGCUGUUCGUUAUAUUUUGGCAGGUACAUCUCGACCUGCUCCAUAUCUAUUGUUUGGUCCACCAGGAACUGGGAAAACUGUAACUUUAGUUGAGGCCACAAAACAGAUUUGGAAAAAUCUAUGCAACUCACAUAUCCUAGUUUGUACUCCAUCCAACAGUGCUGCAAACUUGGUGACUGAACGAAUUCUGGAGCACAUUCCUUCAACCCAAGUAUUUCGUAUUUUUGCCACUUCAGUGGACCCUGAAAAGAUUCCAGCAAAAUUAAAGAAAAGUUGCAACUAUAGUGAAACAAAAAGAAGCUACUUCUACCCAUUUAAAGAAGAAAUAAUGAAGUUUCGAGUAGUUGUAAUGACUCUGAUAUCAACAGGGCGUUUAAUAUCAGCCUCUUUUCCUCAUAAUCAUUUCACACACAUCUUUAUUGAUGAAGCUGGUCAUGCCAUGGAACCAGAGGCUAUAAUUCCUGUUGCUGGGUUGUUGAACCAUGAGAACAAUAAGAGUCCUGGAAGUCAGCUCAUUCUUGCUGGUGAUCCAAAGCAGUUGGGACCAGUUGUUCGCAAUGUGAUUGCUUUAAAAGGAGGGUUAGAAAUGAUGACAAAACUUUUAAAAAACUAUCGCAGCCAUCCUCACAUUUUGAAGCUGCCCAAUGAAAUGUUUUAUGAAGGAGAACUUCAGGCAUAUGCCAGUGAGUUAGAUACAACUAUUCUCUGUGAGUGGGAACGUCUGCCUACAAAGGGCUUUCCAAUUCUCUUUCAUGGAAUUUUAGGGAGAGACCUGCGAGAAAACCUGAGUCCAUCAUAUUUUAACCCUGAAGAAGUAGUCACUGUGAUAGAUUAUGUUCAGGAUCUUCUAACUUGCCGUAAUAUGCGUAUCAGAUUACGGGAAAAGGAUAUUGGGAUCAUUUCUCCUUACAGACGACAGGUUCAGAAAAUUCAGAAACAAGUGCAACAACGCAAUUGGAGAGAGAUAACUGUUGGGUCUGUUGAAGAAUUUCAAGGCCAAGAGCGUCGAGUCAUCAUCAUAUCAACUGUCCGUAGUUCUUCUGAUCUUAUGGCAUUGGAUUACGAACACCAUUUGGGAUUUUUGAAAAAUUCUAAAAGGUUCAAUGUUGCCAUCACUAGAGCAAAGGCUUUGUUAAUCAUAGUAGGUAACCCUCUAAUCUUAUCACGAGAUCAGCAUUGGAAAAAACUUCUACAGUUUUGUAUCAAAAACAAUAGCUACCGUGGUGCCCCUUGUCUGGAUAUUCAUCCAGAAGACACAAUUCAACGUUUUAUACAAACAGGAGUAGUCUCAAAUUCAAUAACUGAAAAGGAUUACUUGGUGUUUGAUGGAAAAAUUCCAAUUAGCCAACACACCUUACAAGAAGAACCACAGUGGAGUGGAGAUACGUAGUUUGUUCUAGAGACAAAAUUUGUUUAAAAAUCAACAUCAUCAUUGAAAAAGGAAUUUUAAUUAUGUUAUUAAACAGUGAAUCAUAUUGAAUAUUAUCUUUCAGAGUUGGUUGAUUUUUUGGAAGAAUUUUGAUAUUUAGGAAAUUUUAACAAAUGUUUUUUUAGCUAUUAAGAAAAAUCUUGUUUGAAACAUUAGUACAUGAUGAUGUACUUUAUUGUUAGUAAAAAAAUAACAUUCCAUGUGACAUUGAUAAUUAGAUUGUGUUUAGUGAAAUUGGCAAGUGCUUAUUUUUCAUGUUACCAGGAUCUUAUUUUUGUAAUUUGAUAUUUUUAAUAAUAACUCUUUUUUUUUUAUUGCUAACUUUUACCAAAGAUAAACUAUAAUGUGAUAAUAUAUCAGUUUAAAAAGUUAAUACUUUUUUUCACAUAGAAUUUUUCAGUUAAACUUUUAUGUGUGUAUGUGAAAAGGGUUAGCAUAUUGCUAACUGGAUGUGUUUUUAUACAUAAUCCAGUGGGAAUUUUGCAUCAGAAACCUGAAUGUGCGCUUAUAAUAAGAUGCUGAUAGUUGUAACCAUGGCCAGCUGAUAACUACAGUUUAUAACACUGUCAGCCCAACUAAGUUGAUGGUGUAACCUAGUCAAGUUUUAGUUGUGCCACUUUAAAUGUUGAAAAUGGCUUAAUGUGGUUUUUAGGUAAAUACACAACAUUUAUGCUCUUUGGUUUCAAAGGGGAGUUUGAAGCAGCUUCAUAACUUCUUUAACCAAAAGUACUUUUACUAGAAGAGUUUAUAUUUUGGUUCUUUCUCUGUUGAAGUUUUUUAACUUUCUUUAAUGUUUUUUUAUACUGUAAGAUACGAAAUAUCACUUCACAAGCUUAGUUACUAUGCCUUUAGGAGAAAUUGCCUUGAAUUGUUUAUUCAUUUAUUAACUAAUAAUUAUCAGCAGCUACAAUCUGUAUCAAAUUUUAACCCAAGGCUCAAUUUUUGACCAUUUUAUUAAUGUUUUUGAUAUGGUUUUACUAACCCACCAAAUGUUAUGAUACUAUUGCUACUAGUAUAAGUUCAAGUAUGGGUUUUUAUUUAGUUGAUUCUAAUUCAAAUAAUCUUUAUUAGGAUGGUUUUUGACCUAAUAAAUUAACUCUGAAUUUAAGUAAAACUGCUUAUGUUAUAUUAAGUACAAUUGAAAAUCAGUGCUGCAUCCUCUUUUGAUAUAAAAUGUUAUACUUUUAGAAUUUGUCAAACAGCAGGCUUAAGUACUUGGGUAUUUGGUUUGUUAGUUAUUUAUGAUAAAUAUAUGUAUUUUUAAAGAAAAAUUGUAAAAAUAAUUAUUUUGAUCCUACUAGACCUUUGUGUAAAUUUUCAAAAAUUCUUGAUAUUUACAUAUUUCUUUUUAAUCAUUAAUACAUUGAACAAGCCUUUGACUUAGCUUGAUUUGUGUAUUUGCUAAGGCAAUAAAUUUGUAUCUUUUAUUACAUAGAUGAAUAUUAUGUAUUUAUAAAGGCCUAUAUUUACUAACUUAUCAUUUUGUAUUAUUUAUCUGUGUGUUUAGAACUUAAAUAAAAUGUCAAUAUGGAUUGAUUCUUUGGUGAUGAGGUUAGGAGGUAGGUGCAAAAAUCUGUUGUCUUCAGUUUCUUUAAUUAUUUACCCAAUGGUAAAAUGAGUAAGUGCUAAAAAUGGGAAUAUAUAUAAUAAAAUAUGCAAUUGGAUUUAUUUUUCUUUGAAAACUAAAAAAAAUUUUAAUGUCAUUCUUAUUACAUAUAAAAGUUCCCAAGUUGCUUAACAGCAACCUUUAGGGCUUAUAAUACUUAAAUUCAUAGUUCAUUUCCAGUGUUUGACAGUGUACAAAUAAUGCAUUAUGUGGCUUUACAUUAGAACAAACAAAUAAUUUAUUUUAUUAAAUUUUGUAAUUUCAUUGGCCAAACCUCCAGUUUCAGUCUAAUAAUCCAACUCUUUGAGAAAAUAGUUUACUUUUUUCUCCUCAUACAAAUAUUUUUUGUUUACAGUUUUUAAUUUGAUUAGAUGUUUAGUCCACACAAAUUGUGGAUAGUACUAGGUGUUUUUAUACAACUUUCAAAGAUUUGAGUUAACUAAUUUGGGUUUGAAGAAAAUGGUGGGCAAUUUUCAUCCCAAGAUGAUCUAGAAAUGUAAAAACGUUAGGAAGAGGUCAAGUUUGGAAUAAUAAUCAUAAGAAAUAUAGUGUAAGAUUAAAUAAAACAUAUAUGUUGAUA